Messenger RNA from Mycetomoellerius zeteki, 486 nucleotides. Its product is annotated as predicted GPI-anchored protein 58. The transcript has 2 exons. Lineage: Eukaryota; Metazoa; Arthropoda; Insecta; Hymenoptera; Formicidae. The record is from RefSeq and is a predicted model, not a curated record.
AUGGCAACACCGGCUCCAACAAUGCUGACAUCAUUGGCGACAACAAUGACGACGAUGACGUCGUCAACGUCGGCAACAACGGCGACGGCGACAUUGAUGACGGAAAGGACAAGACCUAAAAUGAUCUCAUGCUCCACGCAAUGGGAAAAUCCACGGCGAGGCAACAUGAGCAAAGUAAGUUCACUUGCUGUGUCUACUUUGCCCGCUUCAACUGUGCUGUUUGCGAACGCAAUCACUCCAGCAGGACACAUAUCGCCUGCCACGGCAAGAUGCUUGCCGAUUCCGUUCGCGCCGGUAGGAUACGUACCGAUAUCUUCCGCAUCGGCCCAGCAAGCACCGGCAGGAUACGUACCGGUAUCUUCCGCGCCGGCUUGAUACGUACCGGUUCCACCCGGGCUGGCGGGAUACGCACCGGCUCCGUUCGGGCCGGCGGGAUACGUACCGGCUCCAUCCGGACCGGCGGGAUACAUGCCGGUUUACAAAUAA